UGCGUGUCCCCUCCCCGGCCGCUGCUCCUGGGACGAGGCUUUCGGCUGCACCGAGCGGGACUGGACUUUUUAUGGACACGGUCACCCAUCUGAGGGCGAUUCGGGCAUAAACAGCGACACAAACUCUGAUUUGGUGCUGGAAGCUGCCUCUGCCGCUGAACAGCUGCUCGCCCCCUGCUUCUGCCCUGUUUCCAAAAGGGGAUCCUGAGCUCUUUUGUCUUUUUUUUUUUUAUUAUUAUUAAUUGUUGUUGCAUGAAUUUUGUUUUCGGUGGUUGUCUUUUCCGGCUGGCUUGGCUGUUUUGGGGUAUUGUGUACUACUGACUGCUGUAACAGCACCGCCACCUCUCGCCAUGGCCAGCCCCACAGAUAAUAACGAGGGCUUCUUCUCAGAUGUCAGAAAGGUGGGUUACUUGCGCAAACCCAAGAGCAUGCAUAAACGCUUUUUCGUGCUGAGGGCAGCCAGCGAGUCUGGACCCGCCCGGCUGGAGUAUUACGAGAAUGAGAAGAAAUGGAGACACAAGUCAGGGGCCCCCAAGCGCUCCAUCCCACUGGAAAGCUGCUUCAACAUCAACAAACGGGCUGACUCCAAGAACAAGCACCUGGUGGCCCUCUACACCAAGGACGAGCACUUUGCCAUUGCAGCUGACAGCGAGCCUGAGCAGGAGAGCUGGUACCAAGCGCUGCUGCAGUUGCACAACCGGGCCAAGGGCCACCACCACCUCCACCACCAUCACCACCACCACCACAGCGAUGUCACCUUUGGAGGCAGCAGCGUGGGGCUGGGGGAAGCGGGAGAGGACAGCUACGGCGAGGUAGCCCCUGGCCCAGCUUUUAAGGAGGUUUGGCAAGUAAUCCUGAAGCCUAAGGGGCUAGGCCAGACAAAGAACCUGAUUGGCAUCUACCGCCUGUGCCUGACUAACAAGACCAUCAGCUUUGUGAAGCUGAACUCUGAUGCGGCUGCUGUGGUGCUGCAGCUGCUCAAUAUCCGCCGCUGUGGUCACUCCGAGAACUUCUUCUUCAUUGAGGUGGGGCGCUCAGCUGUGACCGGGCCCGGUGAGUUCUGGAUGCAAGUGGAUGACUCGGUGGUGGCGCAGAACAUGCACGAAACCAUCCUGGAGGCCAUGCGAGCCAUGAGUGAGGAAUUCCGGCCCCGCAGCAAGAGCCAGUCCUCCUCCAACUGUUCCAACCCCAUUUCAGUGCCCCUCCGUAGUAGGCACCACAUCAACAACCCUCCGCCCAGCCAAGUGGGGCUCAGUCGCCGCUCCAGGACUGAGAGUGUCACAGCCACCUCUCCUGCCGGCGGAGGGGGUGGAGGCACGGGUGGCAAACCCAGCUCUUUCCGGGUUCGCGCAUCAAGCGAUGGGGAAGGCACGAUGUCAAGGCCUGCCUCAGUGGAUGGUAGCCCAGUUAGUCCCAGUGCCAACCGGACACACUCACAUAGACAUCGUGGUAACUCCAGGCUCCAUCCUCCGCUCAACCACAGCCGUUCCAUCCCGAUGCCUUCCUCGCGCUGCUCUCCUUCAGCCACCAGCCCAGUCAGCCUGUCAUCCAGUAGCACCAGUGGCCAUGGCUCCACAUCGGACUGCCUGUUUCCACGAAGGUCUAGUGCUUCUGUUUCUGGCUCCCCUAGCGAUGGCGGAUUUAUUUCUUCUGAUGAGUAUGGUUCUAGCCCGUGUGACUUUCGCAGCUCUUUUCGCAGUGUCACCCCAGAUUCGUUGGGGCACACCCCACCAGCUAGGGGUGAUGAAGAGCUCAACUACAUCUGCAUGGGGGGGAAGGCCACCUCAUCUUGCUGCAGCCUGGCAGCUCCCAAUGGCCACUUCAUCCCACGCACCUGCCACCCGCAGCAGCAGCCCCGCUACCCUAGUACGCCGUGCUGUCCCCGAGGUGGCAGCGAGGAUGUUGCCGACUUGGAGAAGGCCUUCAGAAAGCGGACUCACUCUGCAGGUACUUCACCCACCAUCUCCCACCAGAAGACCCCCUCACAGUCUUCAGUAGCCUCCAUUGAGGAGUACACAGAGAUGUUGCCUUCUUACCCCUGUGGCGGUGGCCGGCUGCCCUCCUACCGGCACUCUGCCUUUGUGCCCACUCACUCCUACCCAGAGGAGUGUCUGGAGAUGCACCACUUGGAUGGUGGCCACCAUCGGACCAACUCUGCCCCUCACACAGAUGAUGGCUACAUGCCCAUGUCACCUGGCGUGGCCCCUGUCCCCAGCGGCGGGGCGCCCCCCAAGGGCGGUGACUACAUGCCCAUGAGUCCUAAGAGUGUGUCGGCCCCACAGCAGAUCAUCAACCCCGGCAGGGGGGGCCGCCACCCUCCAGCCACGGUGGACUCCAACGGCUACAUGAUGAUGUCCCCUAGUGGCAGCUACUCCCCGGACAGUGGCUCCGCAGGCUACGGCAAGAUCUGGACGAAUGGUGCCGGCCACCACCCGAAGCUCUCGGUGGAGAGCAAUGAGGGGAAGCUCCCUUGUGGCGGCAGCGACUACAUCAACAUGUCCCCGGCCAGCGGCUCCACCACCAGCACGCCACCCGACUGCUACUUUGGGGGUGCGGGGCAGCCAGGCGUCGAGGAGGCUGCUGCUGUGGCCCACCACAGGCCCAUCUACUCCUACUUCUCACUGCCACGCUCCUUCAAGCACGUGCACCGGCGCGGUGGUGGGACAGCGGGUGAGGAGGGCAGCCCCCAGCCCCGCGUUGCCCUUGGUUCCAACCGCCUCCUCUAUGCUGCCGAGGACUCGUCCUCCUCUGCCAGCAGCGACAGCCUGGGUGGUGGUGGUGGUGGCCCUGACGGUGUCCCCCCGUCCCACCCACAGCCGCCACGCAAGGUGGACACGGCUGUGCAGACCAAGGGCCGCCUGGCGCGACCCACACGCCUGUCGCUCGGCGGCCCCAAGGCCAGCACCCUGCCGCGGGCCCGGGAGCAGCCCCCACUGCUGCUGCCCCCGGAGCCCAAGAGCCCGGGCGAGUACGUCAACAUCGAGUUCAUCGCCAGCGACAAGCCACCCUUCCCUGUAGCCGCCCUGGGCCUGCCACGGCUGCCAGGGAGCGAGGCUGCUGAGGAGUACAUGAACAUGGAGCUGGGCCCGCGGGCAGCCCCUGCGGCUCCCUCCGGCCGGGACUACGUGACCAUGCGGCUGGGGGGCUCCUGCUCCGACAGCCCCUCGCCCUCCUCGCCAGCCCUCCUGCUGGGUUACGCCGAUAAACCCCCAGCGGUGGCUUCCCCGGAGUUGGCGGCGGCGGCGCCUCCGCGCUCCUCGUCCUCCUCCCUGCUCGGGGGGCCUGGUGCGGGCAGCGCCUUCACCCGCGUGAGCCUCAGCCCCGGCCGCACGCCCAGUGCCAAAGUGAUCCGUGCCAACCCGCAGGGCGGCCGCCGGCGGCACAGCUCAGAGACCUUCUCGUCCACGCCAACGGCUGCCCGUGGAGCACCAGGGGGCUGCCCCGGGGCACCGUUCCCCUGUGGGGGCGUGGGGGGAGCCGAGGAGGUGAAGCGCCACAGCUCAGCCUCCUUUGACAACGUGUGGCUGCGGCCCGCCGCCGGGGAGGCGGCCGGAGCCCCCGCUGCCCGCAGGGAGCCUGGGGCUGCCCCCGCAUUGGAGAACGGGCUCAAUUAUAUUGACCUGGACCUGGUGAAGGAUUUUGGGCACCACCGCCACCACCACCACCAUCAUCACCUGCACCCCGCCGCCGAGGGCGCCUCCCUGUCGGGGGGGAAGCCCCCGCCACCGCCGCAGCCCAAGUCCCCGAGCCAGCCUCGUGGGAGCGGCCACCCCAGCGAUGACUCGAGCGCGUACGCCAGCAUCAGCUUCCAGAAGCGGGAGGAGAUGUAGGAGCCAGGCGCCAGCCAGGGAAGAUUGAUGACCUAUACAACCUCAGCAAAUCCUUCUUUUAACUCAUGGGUAUCAAGACUCUAAAUGUUUCAUGUUAUCACAACUAGGACCUCACCUCCUCCUCCUCCUCCUCUUCCUCUGUAAAUGGGUACGAUGCAUCCAGUUCAGUUUGUUUACUUUACACAAACCUCAGGAGUUAGUUGACUGAGCUGCACAUCCUGUGUUGUGCCAAGCAGAAGCACUGUGACACCUGGACAAUGAGUCUCUCUUACUUCAUCCUCUACCAUAAGGACUUAGCUGGCCACAAUGAACUGAUGUGCCCACCACUAUGUCAUGGUGAGAAUGGGUAUUUUACUAGCACAUUUACACAACUUCAUUUGCUGCUGAAAACCUGUAUGACAAAUCAUCAUUGUAAAUUAUUACAUACAAAACUUAAUGUUGGUUGAAGAGUAUUAAAUAUUUAACAUAGGUUUUGAUUUAUACAUGUACUUUUUUAAUUAAAAUGUAACUUUUCCUACAGCACAUCUUUUUUGAUGUGGAACUGAGGUAUACUAUAUUCUGUUGUAAACAGAGUGGGAAACCUGCUUAAAACAAGGCUUCUAAGAAUAGAGUUAGGGUACUAUUCUUGUUUUAAGAUUGUAAUUCAGAAAAUAAUAUAAUACGAGUCAUUGGUCCCUGGGCCUUGAUUGUACAGUCAUAUUUACUGAUACUAUCAGUUGUAAGAUAACCCUGAUGUUGAGUUGAGUUCUUUCCAAAAGAAAAGUAAUUUUGUACUCCUUGUAAAAUAAUAGUCUGUAUUAACUACAAUGAAGACAAAAUUUACUGUACAUGGUAUUUACAAGUGUCAACUUGAGUUCAUCAAUUGCACAGGAACUGACAAAAAAAAUCAGAAGAAAAAAAAGAAAUCAAAGUCUUCCAUUGUAUAUAUUGUAAAGAAAAGAAGAAAAACAACCAACAGAAAACCACAAAACAAAAUGAACACAAAAAAAGGGUGAACUUUUCAAAUUAACUCUUUCCCUGGAAUGAAAAUGUGGGUGUUUGUAAAUUCUGGAAAUCUCUUUCUAUAUGUAAUAAACUAGAUACUGUUUUAUCUGC
Messenger RNA from Cygnus atratus (black swan), 4925 nucleotides. RefSeq names its product insulin receptor substrate 1 (gene IRS1). NCBI's taxonomy places the organism in Eukaryota, Metazoa, Chordata, Aves, Anseriformes, Anatidae. The coding region runs from base 351 to 3830 and encodes 1159 amino acids. Gene Ontology annotation, biological process: insulin receptor signaling pathway. Gene Ontology annotation, molecular function: phosphatidylinositol 3-kinase binding; insulin receptor binding. Gene Ontology annotation, cellular component: cytosol; plasma membrane. The transcript has 2 exons. The record is from RefSeq and is a predicted model, not a curated record.